AUGUGCGGCAUCUUCUGCUCUAUCAGCAGGACUGCACACAUAGCACCAUCUCCAGAGCUUCAAGAACGCCUCAGCAGUCGCGGGCCUGACAGCGCCAGGGCCGUACUAAUUUCUGCCGACGAGGCCGAACUGACAUUAUCCUCUACGGUUCUGAGCCUUCGCGGCUCGAAGACAGUCACACAGCCUUAUCAGGACAAUUACAAACGCCACACCCUUUGCUGGAACGGAGAAGCGUGGAGUACCGACGGCAAGGCUCGAACAGGAAACGAUACAGAAGCAAUCCACCAGCUUCUCGUGGCCAGUGUGGACUCGGCUAACGAAGAUGAUAUGACUUUGGAUCAGAGCGCCGCUCGUGUGGCUACGGCACUUUCGCGUGUCGCUGGACCCUACGCUUUCGUGUUCUACAAUGCGUCCCGCAGCAGGCUCUACGUUGGACGAGACUUCCUUGGGCGGCGCUCCCUGUUGUUCAGGACAACUGCAGAUGGAGACUUGCUUUUCAGCAGCGUGUCUUCCGGCGAAUCAGAACUGGAGUGGCAGGAACUGCCUGCCGAUGGCGUUUACUGCUUCGCGCUCGACACUGCGAUGGUUCCGGAAUGUACGACUCGGCUGUUUGGCACAUUUUCUGCUGGACAUUGUCCAUUUGCCUUCUCCAAUGAAGGUCAUGAUAGUGUAGGUCAAGUGGCGGUUAUCCCGAUGAGCACUCCAGCUCAUUCACAGCAUCUUGCAUUGACGGCCCUGUCGCCAUCGGUCUCUCGACUCGAAGAGCUGCUCCAGGACUCACUGUCUUUGCGAGUGAGCAACAUUCCUGGGCCUCCAGGCACUGAGGACAGCGACGGCAGCAUAUCCAAGCUGGCAGUUCUGUUCUCCGGUGGACUGGAUUGCACGGUCCUUGCGCGAAUGGCUCAUGACCUGCUACCUGCGCACGAGCCGAUUGACCUUCUGAAUGUAGCCUUUGAAAAUCCUCGUAUACACGAUGCCUCUCUUGGUGGCGUAUCAGCCUUCGAACUGUGCCCGGAUCGGAUCACAGGCAGAGCGUCUUUCGCAGAGCUACAAGAAGUAUGCCCUGGACGAUUGUGGCGGUUUGUGGCAAUUAACGUUCCGUACGUUGAAACAAACGAACAUCGCCAGACAGUCAUUUCGCUUAUGCAUCCUCACAACACCGAGAUGGACCUCAGCAUAUCAUUCGCACUGUAUUUCGCUGCUCGCGGUCGUGGCGGGGUUACUCGCACGGCGGAUGGUGAUAUUGUACCAUACAUCACCUCAGCGCGUGUCCUCCUGUCCGGGCUCGGCGCGGAUGAGCUUUUCGGUGGAUAUACACGCCAUGCAACCGCUUACCGACGCGGAGGCGUGCCUGGUCUUCUUGACGAGCUGGAGCUGGAUGUUGGUAGGCUCGGCCAGCGAAAUCUUGGACGAGAUGAUCGGGUCAUGAGUCACUGGAGCCGAGAGGUGCGUUUCCCGUUUCUGGACGAGGACCUACUGAGCUGGGCUCUUGCAGCGCCAGUGGACGAAAAAUAUGGACUUGAAAACCCAGUGGCCGACUCACUGUCAUUCUCUCCCGAGACCGAGGGUAGCAAUAUGCUUGAGCCAGGAAAGAAGGUGCUUCGGUGCUUUGCCUGGAAGCUCGGGAUGGAAGCCGUUGCGAAGGAGAAGAAGCGGGCUGUAAGCAUUGAGGAAGGAUGUAGUGACAUGUGCCGCUUGCUGAAUACAAUGCAGAUCCAAUUCGGCGCACGUACCGCGAAAAUGGAGAAGCGCAAGACCAAAGGCACACAGCUGCUGUUCUAG
Messenger RNA from Saxophila tyrrhenica, 1782 nucleotides. RefSeq lists its product as uncharacterized. Lineage: Eukaryota; Fungi; Ascomycota; Dothideomycetes; Mycosphaerellales; Extremaceae. Gene Ontology annotation, molecular function: asparagine synthase (glutamine-hydrolyzing) activity. The coding region runs from base 1 to 1782 and encodes 593 amino acids. The record is from RefSeq and is a predicted model, not a curated record. The transcript has 2 exons.